Molecule: messenger RNA, 219 nt
Organism: Peromyscus californicus insignis
Lineage: Eukaryota; Metazoa; Chordata; Mammalia; Rodentia; Cricetidae
Product: small proline-rich protein 2D-like
Exons: 1
Coding region: 1-219 (72 amino acids)
Cellular component (GO): cornified envelope
Source: RefSeq, a predicted model, not a curated record
AUGUCUUACCAACAACAACAGUGCAAGCAGCCCUGCCAGCCUCCUCCUGUGUGCCCACCUCCACAGUGCCCAGAGCCUUGUCCUCCCCCAAAGUGCCCAGAGCCUUGUCCUCCGCCUAAGUGCCCAGAGCCUUGUCCUCCCCCAAAGUGCCCUGAGCCGUGCCCCCCUCAGCCAUGGCAGCCGAAGUGUCCUCCUGUGCAGCCUCCUCCAUCCUGCUAG